AUGACUGUCCAACAGCUAGGACUUGGAAGCAAUGGCUCAGAAGAUGAGGAUGUUAUGAGAAGUGUGAAGACCAUCUUGGUUACUGGAGGCGCAGGAUUUAUUGGGGGGUGGUUCAUUCGGCACCUCCUUCAGGUAUACGGAACGAGGUAUACGAUACUCUGCUUUGAUAUCCUCGAUUAUUGCGCGUCCAAGUGCAACAUACACUCCGUCGAGCAUCUUCCCAACUUCCACUUUCUUGCAGGCGAUCUGUGCGACCCCGACAGGGUAACAGCUGUCUUCCAGCUAUUUACAGUGGAUGCCAUUGUCCACUUCGCAGCGAAUUCUCAUGUGGACCAGUCUCUAGUUAACCCCGUCUCUUUCACUCGGAACAACGUGACUGGGACCCAUGUUCUUCUGGAAGCAGCACGACAGGCCGGGACGGUCGUACGGUUUAUCCACGUCUCUACUGACGAGGUAUACGGAGAAAAUCGGCCAAACCAGGACUAUGCCUUUACCGAGGAAGAUCGGCUGAACCCGACCAAUCCAUACUCAGCUAGCAAAGCUGCUGCUGAGAUGGUCGCCAAUGCCUAUCGAUAUUCUUUCAAUAUGCCCAUCAUCAUAACUCGCUGCAACAAUGUUUUCGGUCCCUGUCAGUACCCCGAGAAACUCAUCCCCAAAUUUGCAAUGCAAAUGCUGCGUUCCCAGCGUAUGACUUUACAUGGUGAUGGAAACGCAGUUCGUGGGUUUGUCUUCGCCAGCGAUGUUGUGAACGCUUUCGAUCUCAUUCUCCAUCGAGGUCUUGUAUUCGAGACCUACAAUAUCUCCUCCAAGGAGCAGAUUCAAGUCAUAGAGGUUGCGAAACGAAUUCUACGGUGGUUUCAUGCGGGUCCAAGCGAUGCGUGCGAACAGCAUCUCGAAACAGUGACUGAUAGGCCUUUCAAUGACCGGAUGUAUUGGACCGAUGACUCCAAGCUCCGGCAAUUAGGGUGGACAGAGAAAGUUUCGUUUGAUGAUGCACUUACAUUGACACUAGAAUGGUAUCGUGACCAUGGCGAAACAUUUUGGUCUGAGAGAGGCCCAGCCUGUAAAUUGAAUGGGGGUCCGGGGUAAUCCUACUUAUUCACGUUGUUAUCAUCGAGUUGCUUGCGUUUCAGGUGAGGUUAAGACCCAUAUAUGAGG
Molecule: messenger RNA, 1158 nt
Organism: Aspergillus eucalypticola CBS 122712
Lineage: Eukaryota; Fungi; Ascomycota; Eurotiomycetes; Eurotiales; Aspergillaceae
Product: dTDP-glucose 4,6-dehydratase
Exons: 3
Coding region: 1-1089 (362 amino acids)
Biological process (GO): nucleotide-sugar metabolic process
Molecular function (GO): dTDP-glucose 4,6-dehydratase activity
Source: RefSeq, a predicted model, not a curated record